UCCUAGCCGUUUUGCGAUUCUCCAUAUUUCCCAGCCUUUUGGUGAUUCUCUGUAAUUGGUAGCUUUCUGGCGCUUUACCACUGGCGAACCGUUUUCUUUUGUGCCUUUUCCUCCUCUGGCUAGUUCGAAGACAGUUCGCUUCCGCCAGCCAUGGAUUUCGAGCUGCGGAGGGCGCAGCAGCGGUACGAGAAGGAGCAGCGGGAGAAGCGGGAGAAGGCGAGGGUGAAGGCGGAGAGGGAGCGGAAGGCCAAGGAGGAGAUCGAGGCGCGCAGGCGGGCCAUCGAAGAGGCGCAGCGGAUCAAGCGGCUGGAGGAAGCCGCGGCUGCUGAAGCGGCGCGUCUGCAGCUAGAUGCCGAUCUGCAAGCGGGAGGCGGCAUCCGCUUCAAUCGCGAGCUGGUCCCCGUGGCUAUAGCGGGCGACCGCGAUAAGAUCACGCUGCCCCAGUCCGUGCUGUCCGACCUCCCUCUUAACGAGGCCCUCGAUAGAGGCCCCAUGCUCUUCGAGCUCUCCGUUCCGCGCGCCGCUGGCGGAAGCACGAUCGGCGGAAGAGCAGCAGGCGGAAGCAUGCUUGGCGGAAGCGGAAGAGUUGGGGGAGCGGAACCUAGUGCGGGGGAAGGGGGAAUGGAGGUGGAUGGGGAGGAGGAGGACGACGACGUAGACGAGGGGGAUUAUGCGGUAGAUGUUCAUCUUAACGGGGGUGAUUCUAACGGGAGGAGAGUGAAGAGGAGGGUGACGCACGGAGGUGUUUUGGAGUUUACUGCACCUGAGGGCUGCGUAGGCCUCCCUCCACUUAUCCUCCGAAAUUUAGGGUUAUCAGGGAUUAUAGACGUCUUUAAUUCGACUACUAGUCCCCCGCCUGUGCGCGUUCGUUUUGUCCGCCUUCCUAAAGCCACGUUUGCGCGACUCCAGCCGCUGCGACACGGGUUCCUUGCUGACGUGGCGAACCACCGCGCUGUGCUGGAGGCGGCGCUGCGGGGCCAGGCGGCGCUGACACGUGGCGACGUGCUACUGGUCGGGUCGGAGGUCGGGGAGGUGGCGGUGCGCGUGUGCGAGGUGAAAGGGGUGGGCGGCGCGAGCGGCGCUGCUACAGUGAUUGAUGCUGACGUGGAAGUUGAGGCCGGUAAGGGAAGGAAGCUGAGGGAAGAAGAGAGAGGCGAGGAGAGAGAGGAGGGGGCUGAAGAUAGAAGCACAAGUGGCGGUUUAGGGAGGUUUGGAGAAGGAAGGGGGGGAGAGGAGGGAGGAGUGGGGACAGGAGGAGAGGGGGGUGUCAAGAGAGAGGUGAUUCACGUGGGGAGUGCGGAUAGGCGGUUAGUGGUGCUGCCGAUAGGGGGGAAGGGAGUAUCAGGAGAGAUUAAGGAGGGCGAAUGGAGGUAUUUUAAGGUGUAUGUGGAUGGACGGCUGGCCAGACGGCUGUAUCUGGGUGAGGUAGAACUGGCGUUCCAGCUGAAGGUUGAGAGGGGGGCGGCUGAACUGGACGCUGACGUGGCACGCGGAGGUGAUGACGUGGCGGAGGGCGAUGCUGACCUGUACCUGUCCAGGCACCCGAUUGUGUACCCCUCGUUUCUGGACCAUGACGUGGCAUCCAUUCUCCCUAUCGGCUCAAAGACACUAAGCCUUUCUGCAUCAACACUAUCAGAAACGGCAGCAGCAUCAGCAGCAGGAGCAGCAGCAGCAACAGCACCUGCAGCAAGAGAAGCAGCGACGGUUCUAGUACCAGCAGCAGCAGCAGCAGCAGCAGCAGCUGAGGAGCUUAAGGAUCCUGCCACGUACACUAUAGCAGUGCACGGUGCAGCAGGCAUAUGCAGGUUUAAUCUGUCUGCACAGACUAAGGAGUUAAUCUCCUCGGAUUCAGCUGCAGCUGCAGACCAGGCUAUGGCUACUAAUAAUGCACCUGCACCAGGAAAGGAGGCGAUUUCUGCUGGUUCUGCUGCUGCAUCCCCUCCCGACCAAUCCCGUUGCGGCAACUGUCGCCAGCUCAUCGCCACGCGCACGCUGCCGCUCCACGAGGCAUACUGUUCCCGGCACAACGUUGUUUGUCCGCAUCCCGGAUGCGACUUGGUGCUGAGAAAAACCGACUUGGAGUCAGGGAGUCACCAGCACUGCCAGGAGUGCGGGGAGGUGUUUGGGGGGAGGAGGGAGAGGGAGAAGCAUGAGCAGGUUCGGCACGGGGAGAUUGCGUGCGAGUGUGGAUUCGAGGGGAAGGCAUCUGACGUGCGCCACCAUCGUCGCACCACCUGUCCUCGCCGUCCUAUUCUCUGCCGCUUCUGUGCUGCUCUCGUGCCGUCCCUCGGCCCCCCUGCCUCCUCCCGAGACCGCCUGAACGGCCUCUGUGCCCACGAGGCCCAAUGUGGGGCCCGCACUGCCCCCUGUGACACGUGUAAGAGGCCGGUGAUGCUGAAAGAGAUGGAUGUACACGUGGCAGCUUUCCAUUCGCCAGCAGCGACAGCAACGGCAGGCCCAAUAACAAUGCCUGCCACGUCAGCAGCAGCACCUCCAGGUGGCGGGAGGAGCAUGCGCGCCGGGACAGAUAUGGACGAAGAGUCCAACUGGCAAGGGUUUGGCAGCGCUAGUGAUCGAGAGCAAUGGGGUAGAGCCUUUGCAGGUGGCUUUGCUGGUGGUUUUGGUGGGGAGGAGGGGGAAAUUGAGGGGCGAGUUUUGGAGGGGGUGGGGGAUGUUGGUACUACGAGGGGUGGGAGUCUGGGGGGAGAUUUGGAGAGGACGGGUGGGGCGGUUUCUGGGCGGUCGAUGAAUGUGGGGUGCCCUAUUUGUGGUGUAAUGGUGCACAGCGAGCGAGACCUCAACGUGCAUCUAGAUGCUGCGCAUUGAUAUGAGUGCACAAUAAUAUAUUAGACAUGUA
This is a messenger RNA of Closterium sp. NIES-67, 2857 nucleotides long. Lineage: Eukaryota; Viridiplantae; Streptophyta; Zygnematophyceae; Desmidiales; Closteriaceae. The record is from the annotation of a GenBank genome assembly.